This is a messenger RNA of Capsella rubella, 2220 nucleotides long. RefSeq names its product COP1-interactive protein 1. Gene Ontology annotation, molecular function: actin binding. The coding region runs from base 210 to 1940 and encodes 576 amino acids. NCBI's taxonomy places the organism in Eukaryota, Viridiplantae, Streptophyta, Magnoliopsida, Brassicales, Brassicaceae. The transcript has 3 exons. The record is from RefSeq and is a predicted model, not a curated record.
UCUCUCUUUAUUUUCGUCGGUUCGAUUCACUUGUGUUCUGUUCUGUUGUUGUUGUUUCAUUUCGCCACCGUUACUGUCACCGGAGCUCGAUCCUUCUUCUUCAAGAGUUAAGAUCGUGAUGCUUGAUGGAGUUCUAGAUGUCCCGGAGAUGACUUUUUAGUUCCAAAUCUCGAAACUUUUUUAAGUGCCUUUUUUGAUUGAUUGGAGAAAUGAGAAAGCAUAGUAUAAGAGACUCCUUGAAAUCUUUCUUUGAGCCUCAUCUUCAUCCUGACAAUGGUGAAUUGCUCAAAGGAACUAAAACUGAGAUGGAUGAAAAGGUGAAGAAAAUAUUGGGAAUUGUUGAGAGUGGAGAUAUUGAGGAAGAUGAAUCCAAAAGAGUUGUGGUUACAGAGUUAGUGAAGGAAUUCUACAAAGAGUAUGAAUCUUUGUAUCGCCAAUACGAUGAUUUAACUGGUGAGAUCAGGAAAAAAGUCCAUGGCAAAGGAGAGAACGAGAGCUCUUCUUCUUCGAGCUCAGACUCGGAUUCAGACGAGAAGAGCAAGAGAAACGGGCAGGCUGAGAAUGACAUAGAGUUGGUAAAGAAACAGAUUGAAGAUGCAAAUCUUGAAAUUGCUGAUCUGAAAAGGAAGUUAGCAACAACCGAUGCAGACAAAGAAGCUGCAGAAUCAGAGCACCAAGAGAUUGUGAACAAGUUGAAGGAAUCAGAAGAGAUCUGUGGUAAUUUGAGACUUGAAGCUGAGAAGUUAGCGAGUGAAAACAAAGAACUAAAGCAGAAACUGGAAGUUGCUGGUGAGACGGAAUCUGAGCUUAAUCAGAAGCUAGAAGAUGUGAAGAAGGAGAGAGAUGCAUUGGAAGCAGAGCUUGAGAACAAGUCUCAAGAAGUUUCUGAGUAUGUGAAUCAGAUUACGAAUCUAAAAGGUGAGAUGGCAAACAAGGCCAAAGAUCACGAGAAUACACUAGAAGAAAACAACCGUCUACAAGCGCAAAAGAACGAAACAGAAGCAGAACUCGAGAGAGAGAAGCAAGAGAAGCCAGCGUUACUGAAUCAGAUCAAUGAUGUGCAGAAAGCUUUGUUAGAGCAAGAAGCUGCCUACAAUACGCUGAGCCAAGAACAUAAACAGAUCAACGGUUUGUUUGAAGAACGAGAAGCAACAAUCAAGAAGCUAACAGAUGACUACGACCAAGCCCGAGAGAUGUUGGAAGAGUACAUGUCAAAGAUGGAGGAGACAGAGAGGAGAAUGCAAGAGACUGGUAAAGAUGUUGCAUCGAGGGAAUCUGUGAUUGUUGAUCUCGAAGAAACGGUAGAAAGUCUACGUAAUGAAGUAGAGAUGAAAGGAGAGGAGAUAGAGAGCUUAAUGGAGAAGAUGAGUAACAUCGAGGUCAAACUCAGGUUGUCUAACCAGAAACUGAGAGUAACCGAACAAGUGUUAACUGAGAAAGAAGGAGAGUUGAAGAGAAUAGAAGCUAAGCAUUUAGAGGAACAAGCUUUGCUUGAGGAGAAGAUCGCAAUGACACAUGAAACAUAUCGAGGUAUGAUCAAAGAGAUAUCAGAAAGAGUGAAUUCAACAAUACUAGACCGGUUCCAAUCCAUGUCUGAAAAACUUGAGGAGAAUCACAAAAGCUUUGAGGAUACAGUGGUUGAAGCGACGAAGAUGCUUUUGACGGCAAAGAAAUGUGUGGUAGAGAUGAAGGAGAAUAAAGAGGAGAUGAGGAAGGAGAAAGAAGAGGUGGAGAGGAAGCUUGAAGGUCAAGUAAGAGAAGAGGAAAGAGAGAAGGAGAAGUUGAAGGAGACAUUGUUGGGAGUAGGAGAAGAGAAGAGAGAAGCGAUAAGACAGUUAUGUAUAUGGAGCGAACACCAUAGAGAUCGUUGUGAGUAUGUUGAAGAGGUUUUGUCGAAAAUGGUUGUGGCAAGAGGACAAAGACGGUCACAACGAGCUUAAAGUGACUUUGCUCUCUUCUCAAAAUUGUAAGUUAGAGCUUAGCUGUGUUUAUUUCUCAUUUAUGUCUUCUUCUGAUUGAUGUUUGUUUUUCUUUAAUAAUUUGUUUGUGCUAUCUAAGUCGAAAUUGUUUUGUUGGAGUGACGUGUGAUGAUUGUUUUGUAGUUGUAAGAUCAUAAAGAUUGAUUUGGAUGGUUGGUGUCUUGGUGAGGUUUGUAUAGACUCAUUUGUCGUUAUAAUGUUUCUCUUGUUGAAAAGGAAAGAAGAAGAAAAAGCAACACUA